AUGACGGACGACCAAGGCCGCAAGCCAGCGACCUUCAAAGGCCGUCUCCAACUAGACGCCUUCAAAUACACCACCACCGAACCAAUGCGCCGCAACCCCCCACGCGCGGCCUCAACCCCCAUCCAGACCAGAGCCCAAGAUGAAUCCCCAACCCCGUCACUGUCCCCAAGAAAGCGCACAUCAUCAUCGCCGCCAAAAUCGUCACCAGAGAAGAAGAAAAAGAAACGCACCCGACAAGCAGGCUACGCACCACCCUCAACAUACGCCCACCUCCCUCUGCUCCCAGACGCCAUCGCCCACAACCUCCUCGUGCUCUUCGUCGGUCUCAACCCGGGCAUACGGACCGCCAUGACCGGCCACGCAUACAACCACCCGUCCAACCUAUUCUGGAAGCUCAUGUACUCCAGCGGCGUCACGCCGCGGCGAUGCUACGCAGAAGAGGACCGGGAAAUGCCGGCCCUGUAUUCGCUUGGGCUGACCAACAUCGUGGCUCGGCCUACGCGCAACGGCUCGGAGCUCAGCAAGGCCGAGAUGGACGACGGGGUGGCCCUUUUGGAGCAGAAGGCCAGGACGUACCGGCCCGAGAGUAUGUGCGUCGUGGGAAAGAGCAUAUGGGAGAGCAUAUGGCGGGUGCGGCACGGGUCGAAUGUGGGCAAGCAGUUCAGGUACGGGUGGCAGGAUGAGACGGAGAAUAUGGGCGUCGUGGAGGGCUCAUGGGGCGGCGCGAGGGUGUUUGUUGCGUCGAGCACGAGCGGUUUGGCGGCGACCUUGACGCCAGCGGAGAAGGAGAGGAUAUGGGGUGAGCUGGGGGCGUGGGUGAAGAUGAGGAGGGCUGAGAGGGAGGCUGCCGAGAGCAAGGAGGAGGAGGAGGAGGAGGCCGAGAGAUGA
This is a messenger RNA of Metarhizium acridum CQMa 102, 888 nucleotides long. RefSeq lists its product as uncharacterized. Gene Ontology annotation, biological process: base-excision repair, AP site formation. The record is from RefSeq and is a predicted model, not a curated record. Gene Ontology annotation, molecular function: uracil DNA N-glycosylase activity; pyrimidine-specific mismatch base pair DNA N-glycosylase activity. Lineage: Eukaryota; Fungi; Ascomycota; Sordariomycetes; Hypocreales; Clavicipitaceae.